AUGAAUCAUCAUUUUUCUUCAUAUUAUGGAUCACAGACAACAAGGAGUAGGUUAAAAUCUAAUAGUCCAAAUCAAUCGAAAAAUUCAGAGUUUAUAAUUAAAUCGAUAUAGUAAAAAUAUAAGUCUCAAUAAACAACUCCUUUAAAAAGUUCAAAAAUUGCUGAACCAUUGAAAACUUAAAAUCUAGAUAUAUUUAGUACAUCAUCUGAAAUAAAAAAAUUAAGAGUAUAAAGUAUGAGAAGUCAAUCCUAAAUUGAUAAUAAAAUUCUGUGGAAUUAGGUUUCAGAUUAAUUAGAAAAAAAAUUAAGAACUUGUGCUGAAUUUGAAAAAUUGAGAAAUAAUUCGAUUUAUAGAAAAUUGAGAGAAAUUAAACUAAAAGAAAAUGAAGAAAAAAGAAUGUUACAUGAGAAAUAAAUGUAAGAAGAAUAAUAGAGAAAGAACUAGAUAAUUGUUGAGAAGAAAUAAAAGAAAUAAAUAGAGACGAAAAGCUAAUAUAAAUUUUAAUUAUCUACUAUAGUUAAUGCAUUAACAUUAAUUUAAAUACAUUCAAAAACAUAUUCUAUGAAAUUAGCAAAAUUAAUAGCAAAAAAUUAUUUAAAUAUUUUAGAUUACUAAAAUUACAUGGAAUAGAAAAGAUUAAGUGAGAAUUAAUCUAGUUAAAAUACUCCAAGAACUCCUAAUUUAGGAAAAGAGUAAAUUUUAGAAAUUCAAGAUUUAAUUAAUGGAGGAAUACAUUAGAUAAUCAUUGAAAAUAAAAUUAAGAAGCAUCGAGUAUAACUAAAGGCAAGUGAAAUUUUCUCUGAAAAUGUUUUAAGAAGAGUGAGACUCUUGUAGAGUUGUUUUCAUCUAAAAAUAUUCAAUAAAAAGAGUAAAUCUCACAAAUAUAGAAGAUAAUAGAUUAUUGGUGUUCCUAGUACAAGAGUUAAAGCCUAGACUAGAAGAUUAGGUGAUAUAAAAUUUAUGAAUCAAUAUUCUCCAAAAUCAAAUAAAGCUGGAUCAAUGCUUAAUGUAAAUAGUGAAUUAAAAUAAAAUAAAAAAUCUUUAAGACUUUUUAGAAGCUUAACGAAAGGAUCAUUGACUAAAUAAAAAAGUUUAUUUUUUAAUAGGUAAAACACAAAUGAAUUCUUAUUAAAAGGAGUUUAGAUGCUCCAUUAUCCAAUAAUCAAAUACAUUUCAAUAUUUUAUAAAAAUAUGGUCGUUUGGUCAAUAUCGUAUAAAGAUAUUACUUUAGAUAAAUCUUGUAUAGUAUUAUUUUUUAAAGGUGAAGGAAAAUAUAAGUAUCGAUAUCGUUUGGAUGUGCCAAUAGGUAAAAAUCCUAUGAUUAAUUAUAUUGAAAAUUGUUUAACAGUUUGGCCACUUGUCAGAGAUUAUUUAAUUAGUUAUCUACAUAUGAAAGGACAGUUAGCUUUAAUUGAUUAAAAGUAAUUACCUAUUGCUUAAAUUUAUAAAUUAAAUUUUAUAAAAGGCUUAACUGAAAGAUCUAGAAUGAAAAUUACUAGUUUAGAUAUUCAUGGUAUUACUGAAACUAAAAAAAUACUUGACUACUUAUAAAAGUCUCAAAUUGUUAAAAUUCGAAAAGUAUUUGGUACGAUUUAUGAAUUACUUCCUCAGUUCAUUGAUGUCAAUAAAUAUGGAUAAAAAAAAUAAUACAUAGUAAAUCUACCUUUUGUUCAUAAUAUUGUUUUAUAACUAAGAAUGUUUGAGGAGUAGCUUUUAUUGUAAAAAAGAAGUUUAGGAGAAGUUGAUGAAAAUUUAAUUGAAAGAUAUUCAUCAUUUCUAUUAGGAAAUACUGAUUAUAUCAAUUAGAUCUUAAUAUUUAGAUUUAUUCACAAUAAUCCUGAUUUUUUCAAAGAUUAAAUGUUGAAGGAUAUAUAAUUACUUGAAGAAAAAUCUAUUUAUAUUUAAUCAGCUACAUUAAAGUUGAGUGAUAUUUUAUAAAUUGAAAGUAAUACUCAUCAUAUUUCAUAUGGUAGUUAUUGUUUAUUAAGUAUAUUUUUAACAAUAAAAUGUAAUAUUAAUUUAAAAUUAUUACUAUUAGAUGUUUCUGAUAAAUCUAUGUAUACUAAUCUAUCUGACACUGUUAAUUUAUUUGAAUAUAUUUGUAAAAAAAGAAGUUAAUUACAAUUAAUUUUUAAAUAAGAAUAUUUUCAGUUUUAAAUCAAAGUAACAUUUUAUGAAAGAGAUGAAGCGGGUUUUAAUAGAGAGGGAAAUUCAAAAAAAUUAAUUGGAGAUAAAAAGGAUAAACAAAUUAAAUAAUUAAUUCUAAAUGUAAAUGAAUGGUUAAAAUUAUGUAAAGCAAUAAAAAAAAAUAAUUUAGUAGAAGAAUCUGAAUAAUUUUUUGAUUUUAAUAAAUUAGUAAAAUGUAUUUUAUUAGAAUAACCAUUUUAUUCUAGAAUUGCUGAAGAAACUUUAAAGUCUGUCUUUUGCAUAAGUUUAAAAAAUGAAUAAAUUAUAUUAAAAGCUUCAUACAAACAUAUUUUAUCUGUUUCUUAUAAUUUCAUUGAGUAACUAGAUCAUUAUAAUUUUUCUAAAAAUUUAGGAUAUGUACACAAAUAUAGUAUAUAUCCUACAGAAUACCAUGAUAUCAAACAGAUUAUCAAAGAACAAAAAAAAUCAACUUUAACUUCAAAAGAUGCUAAAUACUUUAAUAAGUAAUUUAAAUAAAUAAACACAGCUGAUAUUAAAUUAACAAAUAAUAAUACAAAAAUUUCACUUAUUGUUGAUUAUUAAUAUGAGUAUCAUGCUUCUUAGAGUAUACCUAUCAAUUGUAAUUAACUAUAACUCAUAAGCUAUUGUUUAUUUAAAAGAAAUCACUAAAUCUAUAAUUUUGUUAAUAAUCGAGAGAGCACAACAAUAAUAAUAUAAAAAUUAUUUAAAUCUCCUAUUAUACUAAAAGUUGAAGAUUCAGAUUUGAUUUUUUAAAUUUUAAAUUGUUAGCAUCUAUCUUCAGCAUUACUUUCCUAAGAAUUGCUUGGAUGUUUAAAUUAAAUUUAAAAGAAAAAUAGCUUUUUGACAAAUAAUUUACAUUUUUUUAUUUAAAAAAAUAAAUAUCCAUUACCUAGUUACAAAUAAAUUAAAUUUAUGUUGAUUAAUGAUUCAAAUAAAUUAUUGAAUUAUUUAGAUAGAUUAAGUUUUAUGUUUUUGUUUAAAUAAACAUUUAGUGGUUCUUAAAUUUUAGUUAAUGCAAAAAUUUAUUUUAUUUGUAAAGAUUCUCAUACAAGAUUUAAUGAAAAGAUCUUCUAUUUUCAUAGUGAUGAUUUAUUUUUAGGAUUAGAAAUCCAAGAAUUUAAGUCUAAGCUUAAAAAAUAUAUUAUCAUACUUAAUAAAUUUGAUUUAGAAAAGCUCUUUGAUAUAAAAAAGUAUUUAGACAUAUAAACAAUUCAUUUUUGGUGCAAAACAAUUAUAAAUAAUUUGUCUUUUGAUAAAUAAAAUAUCUAUAGAUUACCUUUUUUACAAAAUUUGAACCAUUAUAUAAUUCCAAAACUUGAUGAUGAAGAAGAAAAUCAUAGAUUAAAGGCAUAGAGAAGUAUGACUAAUGAUUAUAAGCAUGAUGAAUAAAAUACUAUUUGUAAAUAGUUUCUUUAACCUUAAAUUAAAUUAUUUAGAGUUAUAGGUCAUUAUGUUAUGAAAUAUUUUCUUUUAAAAUCUUCAAAAAAGUAUAAAUUAACAACUCGUUUACAAUAAUAAUAUCAUAACGAUUAUGAUUCUGUUAGUAUUGAAUUUGUUAUCAUCACUAUAUAAGCUCACAACAUUUUUGAUAUGUUCAGAAUAAUGUAUUAUUUUCCUAAAAGCAAACGAAGAUUGAUGACUCAUAUUUCAAUUUUGCAAUUUUAAGAAAUGGACUUUAGAGAUAACUUGAUUUUUGAUUUACUCGAUUUCAAUGAAUAUAAGUAAUAUUAGGAUAUUGAAAUCUAUAUCAAAUCAUAGAAAAGUGGAAUACAUUUCAAACAUUCCAUUUAAUUGGAUAAAAAAGUUUUAACAAGAAUUAAAUUUAUGAAGUAAUCAGUAGAUAUUUAGAAUCCAUUUUAAUUUGCUUUCAAAAGAAACUAAAAUAAUUUUCUAAAAGUUAGUGAUGAUUUAAUUACUAAAAAUAGAUACUUAUUACAAUAAAUAAAAUAAAAUUAACAGCUUUCAGAUAAAGUUAUUAAAUUUAUGUAAUUUACUCGAAAGUUGAAUAAAGACUUAUAAUUUGAAUUAUAAAAUAAAUUAAUAGAAAUAAAGAUUUGGGAACUUUUACUAAAUUAAGUAUUUGAGUUGAAAUUUAAUAAUUCUAAAUCUAUAAAUAAUUAUAUCCAUUUAAUAGAUAGGAUAAUUUAAACUUUUGAUUAAAAGAAAAGAAAUUAAGUUAAAAUCAUUGGAAAAGAAUAUUUGUUGAAAAAAUAAUCAAGUGGUACUCUAAAGAAUAAUUAUACUGUUCAGUCUAAUGUAACUUAAUUAUACACUAGAUUAAUCCUUACGCAUAAUAUAAAAGUUACAGAAAAAUUAAAUUUUCCUGAAACUGAUAUUAAUUUAAAUAUUGGAUUUUUAAAAUAUCCAUUAUUAGAAUUCAUUUGCAGUUAAGAAAUAAAAUUAGAAAGAUUAGGAAAUGCCUACUUAGAAUGUUUUAUAGAAUAAAUCAAGAAGACAUAAUAAAAUUAAUAAGUAUUUAAUCCUUAAUAUUUAAUUUCAUAUUCGUAAUCUUCAGAUUAUAAUAUUUAUUUGAGAUACUAUUGCUUAUAAAAUUUAAAAUAUAAAGACAUCAGAUUAAACAUGAGAGAAUUAUUGAAUUUAUUUAUUGCUGAUGGAUUUUUCAAAAGUAAAACUAAUUAUAUGAAUAGUAGAUUAAGUUAAUCAGAUAUUUAAAAUAUGUGUUAUUAUUUAGUAUAAAAAAUAAGAGAUCAAAACUAUUUAAACUUGUCUUCACUUGUUUUACUAAAAAAAGAAAGAAAGUUUUCAUUGGCAUCGUAGAUUUUAUUAGAAACUGAAGAUUCAUUGAUUCCUAAUUAAAAUAAUUCGAAAUUGCUUUUUGAUGAAGGUUAUCUUUAUACAAAAGCAAUAAAAGGGAAAAAAUGUUUUUAGAUUCUUCAGUUAUAAAUUUUUCCUUCCACAAAAAAAAUAAUUUUUAAUUUGAGCGAUAGCAAAGCUGUAUUAUUUUAACAGAGGAUUCUUACCUUUUAGGAAGCAGAUUAAGAAGCAACUCAUUUUCUUAUCCUAUUCAAAUCUUAAAAUGUACAAUUAGCUUUAUAACGUCUUGCAUAAGCUUUAGAGUACAAUUUUAUUCAAAUUCAAAAAGUAUGA
Paramecium sonneborni is the source of this 5277-nucleotide messenger RNA. NCBI's taxonomy places the organism in Eukaryota, Ciliophora, Oligohymenophorea, Peniculida, Parameciidae. The record is from the annotation of a GenBank genome assembly.